CAUUUUUGUCUUUUAGAAAGCUGUUAUAUUUUAUCACAUAAGUGUAUUGAAUUCGAGUUAGCUGCGUAUGAAUGAACUGCCAUCUUUCUCUCUUCACAUCCGCACGAUAGGGUUUCUCGUGUAAAUUGAAAUGGCCAAAAGGACAAAAAAGGUUGGCGUUGUGGGAAAGUAUGGAACCCGUUAUGGUGCCUCUCUUCGGAAAAUGGUGAAAAAAAUUGAAAUAACACAGCAUUCCAAGUACACAUGUACAUUUUGUGGAAAGGAAACAAUGCGACGAACUUGUGUUGGGAUUUGGAAGUGCCGAGCAUGUCAGAAAACAGUUGCAGGAGGAGCGUACGUUUACAGCACAACAGCAGCGGCAACAGUUCGAAGUGCUGUGAGACGACUUAGAGAAAUGAAAGAACAGUAACCAUUUGUUGGAACAUUUAUUCAUUUUAAAAAAAUAAAAACUUUUUAAACUCUGGA
Limulus polyphemus (Atlantic horseshoe crab) is the source of this 465-nucleotide messenger RNA. It is a transcript of the gene RpL37A, whose product is annotated as 60S ribosomal protein L37a. The transcript has 4 exons. Bases 131 to 409 code for a protein of 92 amino acids. Gene Ontology annotation, cellular component: ribosome. The record is from RefSeq and is a predicted model, not a curated record. Gene Ontology annotation, biological process: translation. Lineage: Eukaryota; Metazoa; Arthropoda; Merostomata; Xiphosura; Limulidae. Gene Ontology annotation, molecular function: structural constituent of ribosome.